This is a messenger RNA of Aspergillus nidulans FGSC A4, 1169 nucleotides long. Its product is annotated as putative glutamine-serine-proline rich protein. Gene Ontology annotation, cellular component: outer membrane. Lineage: Eukaryota; Fungi; Ascomycota; Eurotiomycetes; Eurotiales; Aspergillaceae. The coding region runs from base 10 to 993 and encodes 327 amino acids. The record is from RefSeq and is a predicted model, not a curated record. The transcript has a single exon.
GCAACUAACAUGUCUUCCCAAGAAUACUACAGCGACAGCAAAUACCCCGGCCAUGGCCAGGGCUAUGGCAAUCAGGGUCCCAUGCCUCCAACUGGGUAUCCCGCAUACCCUCCAGCUUCAACUUCAUGGCCAGCACCUGCAAACGACACAGCAUAUUUGUCACAAACUAGCAACGGAUAUCAAUACCCGCAGGAAUACUACGGCGGCUAUCAGCAACCCCCGCCUCCGUACUAUCAACACCCUGAAUCGCCAGCGCCAGCGCCAGCGCAGGCUCCAUACUCAUACCCAUACCCACCGCAGCAGCAGUCUCAGCCGACAUAUCCGCAACAUACUGACCAAGACGUUCACGCCCGUCAAGACUACAAUGACCGUGGGGUCCUAGGGGCCCUAACUGGAGGCGCGGCAGGCGCAUACGCAGGGCAUCAAGUUAACCAUGGGGUGCUUGGAACAAUUGGAGGUGCUAUAGCAGGCUCUUUAGCGGAAGACGCAAUAAAGAAACACAGUUCACACGGGAAGGUUGACAAGAAGAAGGAAAAGCGGCCGUGGAGGUUUCACCGGCGCCGUUCUUCGAGCUCAUCGUCUUCAUCUUCCUCUGAUACAGACUCUGAGAAGGAAGAAGGAAAACUCCCAGUUUCAGCUCCAGCCCGGGUACCAACCCAGGCUUCGUCUGAUCACCGCGGGAAUUUCUCCAAAUCAUCCAGGGAUAUAUCCCUCCAGGGAGACUACGAAUUGGCGGCUUUGUGCUGCGCUGUCUCGGGCCAAUUUAAGGCCUCUCGACUGCCAUUGAACAGUGUCUUGAUGAAUGAAUUUGGGCAUUUCAGGUGGAAGACUGCGGGCAAUUUUGGGGCGUCAGCGAGAAAUGCUCGUUUGACUGAGGGUGGGCGUGUGCUGGAGGCUGAGUUGGCAGACGGUAAAGGUGGGUGGAAGAGGGAUUGGGUAAGGCUUGAUGAGAGGAUUUCGAAUCGGGACGGGGUCUUGGUGUUUUUGGACUAGGGUUUUCUCUCUCGUGGUUUACAUUUGAUAUUUUGAGAUUUCCUUUUUAAUGGUUCAUUCAUAUGGUCACGGGGUUUUAUGGUUGUGAAUCCAUCCUUGUAAUUAUCGUAAGAUAUUGCGUGAUCUAAACUACAGCUUGUAGCAUUACAAGACAAAACACUCGUUAAGACGCUCGA